AUGUAUUCAGGUAAAAAUAUACCUAGAGCUUUGAAAAACUACUCUAAUUAUAGGGUCAGUCGUUCAUAUUCAAAAUCAGAACUGAGUGGGGCUUUAUAUCUUAAUCCACAUGCCUGGAAAGGUUUACCUGCGGAUAGAAUAUUCGAAUUGCACAACUUGAGAAAGGAUGCUAUGGGUGAAAAAUACAACCCAGAUGAUGAAGAAAGACGUGCCAUUUUAUCCACGUUCACCACUUUAGGAAAAGUUAAACCGACGUUAGAGUAUGCUUACGAAAUUGAUAACUUCAAGGAAAGACAUAUGAAUAACACACCAGUAAACUUGAGAGGAUUACCGCCUAUGAAGAGUAAUAUCAAUGUUGUUGACAAAGGUGCUACACCUCAUGAACAGAGAAAAAUAGAACAAUUGCAUAGAAUUAGUGCGUAUGAAAUGCCAUUAUUAGCUAAGUUCCGUCAAGAAUAUAAACCAGAACCAACUAAAGAUUCUCCAAUCAAAUUAUCUUUUAAUAGUGAUUUCAGUGAUGGAUCAAAUUCAUUGAACCGUAAGGUUACGUUACUGUGUAAUAUAGAAGACUUGAAUUUGAAUGAAAAGCAACAAAGGAAAUUUAAAAUCUUGGCUACUAACAGAUUUAACCAUCAUACAAACUCCAUCAAAUUCUCAAGUAACCAACAUGCAGAAGCUACACAGAAUGCUCGCCACCUAGUUUCAAUUUUCAAUAGAUUGUUAGAGGCAUCAAAGGAUUUGUCUGAUGACUUUUCAGACAUUCCAGUAGAUACUCGCCAUAUGCAUGCCAAAAAGGCUGCACCUUCUUUUCCAGAAUCUUGGAAAAGACCUGAAGAUGCACCUAUUGCUAGGCAUAAAAUUAUUAGAAGAUUGGUGGAUGAAGUUAAGCAAAAGCAAGAUGCUCAAUAUAUUAACAAUUAUUCCCCAUAA
Molecule: messenger RNA, 930 nt
Organism: Debaryomyces hansenii CBS767
Lineage: Eukaryota; Fungi; Ascomycota; Pichiomycetes; Serinales; Debaryomycetaceae
Product: mitochondrial 37S ribosomal protein mS35
Exons: 1
Coding region: 1-930 (309 amino acids)
Biological process (GO): mitochondrial translation
Cellular component (GO): mitochondrial small ribosomal subunit
Molecular function (GO): structural constituent of ribosome
Source: RefSeq, a predicted model, not a curated record